Molecule: messenger RNA, 5016 nt
Organism: Alosa alosa (allis shad)
Lineage: Eukaryota; Metazoa; Chordata; Actinopteri; Clupeiformes; Clupeidae
Gene: tmc1
Product: transmembrane channel-like 1
Biological process (GO): vestibular reflex; detection of mechanical stimulus involved in sensory perception of sound
Cellular component (GO): plasma membrane
Molecular function (GO): mechanosensitive monoatomic ion channel activity
Source: RefSeq, a predicted model, not a curated record
UAAUAUUUAAAAAUCAGUUAUAACACUCAUAUUAACAUGUUUACAGGUACAUUUGUACAAACACUUGGGGACCAUAGUUAACAUUCACUGACAUAUGCACCACUUGUAGAACUUUUACGUUGUGCAUUAAAAGGCCAUUAAUACUGUCUUGACCUCUGGCCUUUUACCCUCCCUCCCCCAAACGUCUUUGUGUGGCCUUACACGGGGCGAUAUCUCAUCAAAGCUUCCUUUGUGCCCUUUGUGAAAACAUUAUUGCAUGUGUAAUGGCCCAUGUAUCACAUACAGAUUCGGUUACAAAUGCAGCAGAAUGACACGGGCUGGGUCAUUUACGCAUGGUGGCCAAAGCAAACCAAAAGAAGAUUGUGAUAUUUGUAUUUUUUUCACAUAUCCAAUUGCAGUCAGCAUUGAGGUGCAUGCAGGUAAGAUUCUGGUCAUGCUUGGGAUGUCCUUCAUGUUGUACCAACUGGCUAAAUGACUACCAUUGUAAUAUGUCUCCCAUGAUAGUCACACCCAAGGUGUAAGUUGCCACUGGUUUCCAGUAACCGCUGAAGAAGGUAGAGUUGAAAGCAAGAAAUUUGGAAAGAAAUAAGUUCAAUUAGGGGAUCUAAUGAUAGGAAGUAAAGAUAAAGACUAACGCUCAAAAAAGAGAAAGACAGAGAAAUAUGGACUGUCAAUUCAACGUGACAUAAAUGUUAUUUCCAAGGAGAUUAUCCUUUUUCUAAUAAACACAUAGCAGUGCAUAAAAAAUGUAUGGAUGUUAUUACGUGAAAAUCUAUGAGUAAUGCAUUUUUUGGGGGGUAUAGAGAAUGAAGACUACAAUACAGACUACAAUGAGGACACAGACCGAGAGGCAAAGAGAAAGAGAGGGAGAAGGGAGAAGGGAGAAAACAAAAGAAAACCAAAGAAAGGAGGGAGUACAGUCACAUCAGGGAUUUACACUCAGGAGCAAUCUGAGAAAGAGCGCCAGAGAAGGAAGGCCAGGCGACAUAAAGAUAAAGAGGAAGAAAAGAUGGGAAUAGAGGAAGACGGCGAAGAGGUGGACAACGAUAUCCAAAGACAAAGAAAGAAUGGGAGGAAUGGAAAAGCAAAAAAGCUUAAAGAAGAGAAAGAGGAGGAGAACAGGAAUCACAAGAGACAAAGACCGUCUAAAACAGACGAGGAAAUAACUGCCAGUAAGAAGAAAGCCAAGAAGAAACAGGAAGACGAAUCACAAAAGACAGACAAAGGAAAGAAAGAAAGAAAGAAAGUAGAAACCAGUUCUGAAUCCUCUGAGGUGGAGGAACUAGCUGGGGAGGAGGAGGAGGAGGAGGAGGAAGAGGAAAUGGUGGUGGGGGUGCUGACUCCUGAGGAGCUGGAGAAGCUGAAGGAGGCGGUGGAUGAGAGGAAGAAGCUCAUCACCACGCUCAGAGGAAAGCCCUGGCCCAUGAUGAAGAAACUACAAACACUCAAGGAAUCUCAGGAGUUUGUGGAGAAAUAUGAGGGUGCUCUUGGGAGAGGAAGGGGUAGAAAGCUGUAUGCCUACAAAGUCAUGAUGCAAAAGAAAUGGAUGAAGUUCCUGCGCGACUUCGAGAACUUCAAGACAGCGUGCAUCCCAUGGGAAAUGAAGAUCAAAGACAUAGAAAGUCAUUUUGGGUCCUCUGUUGCGAGCUACUUCAUCUUCCUCAGGUGGAUGUAUGGGAUCAACAUGAUUCUCUUUGGACUCACGUUCGGCCUGGUCAUGGUUCCAGAGGCACUGAUGGGGAGGCCUUAUGGGAGCAUUCCGAGGAAGACUGUUCCCAGAGCGGAUGAAACAAGUGCCAUGGACUUUGCCAUCUUGUGGGAUUUUGGGGGGUUUGCUAAGUACUCAGUGCUUUUCUAUGGCUACUACAACAACCAGCGGACUGUUGGCUGGCUGAAGUUCCGCAUGCCUCUCUCUUACUUCCUGAUUGGGGUCGGCACAGUGGCCUACAGCUACAUGGUGGUCAUUCGGAAGAUGGCCCGCAACGCCAAUGAGCAAGGAGGCGGAGAUGACACCAGUUUCAACUUCAGCUGGAAGAUGUUCACCAGCUGGGACUACCUCAUUGGGAACCCUGAAACCGCAGACAACAAGUUUGCCUCCAUCACAACCAGCUUCAAGGAAGCCAUUGUGGAGGAGCAAGAGAACAGGAAAGAUGACAACAUCCACCUCACCCGCUUCCUCAGGGUCUUGGCCAACUUCCUGGUACUCUGCUGCUUGGCAGGAAGUGGAUAUCUGAUCUUCUUUGUGGUCAGGAGGUCUCAGAAGUUUGCCCUUGCGGGGCUGGAGAACUACGGCUGGUGGGAAAGAAAUGAAGUGAACAUGGUGAUGUCUCUGCUGGGGAUGUUCUGUCCCAUGCUGUUCGACGUGAUCAGCUCUCUGGAGAAUUACCACCCCCGCAUCGCCCUCCAGUGGCAGCUGGGGCGCAUCUUCGCCCUGUUCCUGGGCAACCUCUACACCUUCAUCAUCGCCCUCAUGGAUGAGAUCAACCUCAAAAGGAAAGAGGAGGAGGUCAUAAUAGCCAACAUGACGUUGUGGCAGGCCAGCCUGUACAACGGGACCCUGGGAGAGAACAACACCACUCCUGUUAUCACUGUUGACCCAGCUGAUGUCCCCAGAGGACCUUGUUGGGAGACUAUGGUGGGACAGGAGUUUGUACGGCUCAUCAUUUCUGACACCAUGACGACGUACGUGACCCUGCUGAUCGGGGAUUUCCUCAGGGCGUUUAUCGUGCGCUUCCUCAACUACUGCUGGUGCUGGGACCUGGAGUAUGGCUUUCCCUCCUAUUCAGAGUUUGAUGUCAGCGGAAAUGUCCUGGGGUUAAUCUUUAAUCAGGGAAUGAUCUGGAUGGGAGCAUUUUACGCCCCCUGUCUGCCAGCGAUGAACGUGCUGCGCCUGCACGUCUCCAUGUACCUGCAGUGCUGGGCAGUCAUGUGCUGCAACGUCCCCCAGGCUGUCUUCAAGGCCUCGGGCUCCAACAACUUCUACAUGGCCAUGCUGCUGGUCAUCCUCUUCCUCUCCACCCUGCCCGCCAUCUACACCAUCGUCUCCAUACCCCCCUCUUUCGACUGUGGACCCUUCAGUGGGAAAAGUCGAAUGUUUGACGUAAUCCAGGAGACCCUGGAGAAUGAUUUUCCAGCAUGGUUUGGGAUGGUAUUCAGCUAUGUGUCCAAUCCUGGCCUAGUCCUUCCAUUCCUUCUGCUUAUGAUAUUAGCAAUAUACUAUCUUCACUCCAUAUCAAAGACAUACAAACAAUCCAACCUGGAUCUUAAAAAGAAACUUCAAACACAAAAUGAAGAAAAUAAAAAGAAGAAUAAGAGGGCUGCUCUAAAGGCAGCGACAGAGCUGGAGGAGGCCAGAAAUACUCUACAAGAACAGCAGUCACAAAGCAACAACAACGCUUCAAACCGAGGUGACAGAAGACUUAACGACAGUAAUGGUACAACUAACCAGAUAGAGAAUGGACACACCGCAAAGAACCAUUGUAGACCUCCUUAUCCCCAUAGAUGCAUGGACAGACCUUCAGUCCCAAGAGGACCUGGUAUGCCUGGGUACCUACCAGGCCUCCCACAUCGACCAGCACCCUAAUGACCAAAACACACUCAUUUACAACACUGACCGACAAGAGCAAGCAGGAAAUGGACAUAAUGGAUGUUAAAGAAUCUCUGUUUAUAAAUUCUGUUUUUGUUUAUGGAUAAUAAGGGUGAAGGAGAAGUGGACUUGAUUUUGUUGUUUUUGCAACCAAAUGUGCAAUGCAACUGCUGGGCUGGAUGUUCUUUGGGCUGAAGUGCCAAUUGAAGCAGAGACUGUUUCCAAAAGCUGAUAGACACACAAGUUGGCCCAGAGGAAUGGAAAUGUCUGGCUUACUAUCUUUGGCAGGGAAAAUAGAUGGUCCUGUUACAUGCACUUGGACCAAAUGGCCCAAUGUGACUUUCAUAGAGCUAUGUGAAGUCCUUUAAACUCUUUCUUAUCUCUUUAUCAUCAUGGUCUGGUGCACCACAAGACCCAGCGACAAACCCAAACAAACGACAUCAGUAGAUCGCAAAUAAGUAACUCUAGCUCAGUCUACGGCUAUUACUGCAUCACUGGGGGAAAUUACUCUUCAGGUUAGCAUAAGGCUAAAAGGGUAUAAAUAGACACAUUUGUCUGAAUUGUCUUGCACUGCAUUUAUUUUGCUGCAAGGUAAACAUAGUCAAGGCUGUGUUGAUAAUGACAAAGAAAUGAGGCAAUCACUCUUAUAGUUGUGUAUUUUUCAUAUAGAAGAAUACCACACAAUCAUUUAGUUUAAGAACAUAGAUUAAAUAGACCAUUUCCCCUGAAAUGUACAUUCCAUGUUUAAGACAAAGCUGAGACUCUUAUAACAACAAAUGAAAUCAGAGUCGGUAUGAGCUUGAUUUCCUGGCUCAACGUGCGACCACCUCUCAGUUUCACACUCCACCUUAUUACCAAAUCCAUGCACAUGAGGUGAGUGAGUGUAAGGUGACUACUGUCAUCUCAAUGCAAAGUAUUCUCAAAUUUACUCCGGCCCAAGUGGGUGUCAAGUGUCUCCAGAUUGGAUUCUCUUCCCAAGCAAACAGAUUUGGCAGCAGCUCCUUGUUUUCACUUCACUGAUGGAAGGAUUAGAAUCCUACCCUGUUUGUGGUAAAUGCAUAGGACCAUUUCCUGGCGACCCUACCCUAUACAGGGCAAUUCUGGAUGGUCUGUUUUACUUUAGCCCUGAUGAAGAGAUGGAACAGUCCUUUCACAUACAGAAUGAUCAGUCAUUAUCUGAGUCCGAGAAUUAAAUUUCAUGCCACCCUAACAUUUAUUCAUUACAGAGUUGGCACAUCAGUUUCAUUAACAUUUCAAUGCUAAUACAAAAUUAAUGACCAGCUUAUCAUUAAGAAUUUAUUCAAGUAAUUUGAGACCCUUUGAUAGGAAGUCCUUAAUUUGAUAAACAAUUGAGUUGUACAGUAUAUCACAACACUGCGCUGCGCUUUUUCUUGAUUUGUAAGACCUAACUGCAAAAACGGUAACCCCCC